AUGGGAAGGCUACUGGCAUGGGGCUUGUUUCAGGGUUUCCUGACAGAGCUGCAGACUAGUGCUGGACCCGCACGGCUCCCUGCUCUUCGUCCGAGGAGCGGGGAGCUGUUUCCCCUGCCAGUACUUCUACCAGAUGAGAAGGAGCUUCGCAAUGAUGAACUGCCCGCUGCCCAACAGUUUGAUCUGGGCGUGCGGUGCUGGGUGGCAGUAGGAUGCAGAGCAACCAACGCGUUGUAUCAGACUGCACAGUCUGGACUGAGUCGCAAGCCGGGAAAAGUGCAUGUGCGGGCGCUGGAGGACAUGACCAAUAAGGUCAAGAGGUUUUUGGAGGGGGCAGGUCCGAUGGAUGGAACCUUUAAUGAGGCUGUUGCUGAACUAAAGACAAAGCGAAUUAGCUAUACGGGAGAAGAAAUUGCUCAACCUUGCCCCCUCAGUGUGAGUCAGAUUAUUAAAGGACUUCCCCCAGUCGGUCAUGGUGGUAGCAUUCCUAUUUUGCCGUUUGUUAAGGGUUACACAAGGUGGCUUUUGGAAAACCCCAUGGAAGCUAUGUUACCGGAGUCUGAAAGAGGUGGUUCACCGGUUAGUGCCAAGGUCCACAUCAAGAAAGGGGAGGAGUUGGAUGUGUUUCGUUUGUUAACUGAAAGGGGUAUCACUACAUGGGUGGUCGAGAAGUCAAGUUCCUCCCGGAGCUGGUGGCAAGUCUAUUUGGACAAUUUCUUGUCGGGUGAGCGACAUGACGGAGAUGGCGGAAGUGUUGGAGCUGGCCUGCAGGGCCGCGCUCUUGGCGCUUGGGAAGCAGUGGGAGUUCUGUCUGCCGAAGAUAAGCAGGUCCUGAACUCCAGAGCUGUGGUGGAACUUGGGGUCAGGUUUGACGGUGAGAGAGGGCUGCUGGGCGCAUCGGCGAGCCGUUUGCUCAAGACGAUCUGGGUAUCGUUGUAUCUCUUGAGGAAUGGGCGCUGGAGCCAGAAAGAAGCCCAAGUAGUACUUGGCAGAUGGGUGUUUAUUUUACAAUUCAGGAGAGCAGCCAUGAGCGUCCUGGCGAAGAGCUGGAGGGCAGUGGAGAGCCCCUGGCCAAAACCAAGCGAGCGCAAUACCCUCCUCCAAGAGGUGAUGAAGUUGAUCUGUAUGGGGCCCCUCCUGCAGUCGGAUCUGACGGCGUCGUUUGAGCCUCAUGUCACGUGCUCUGACGCCUCAGAGACCGGAGGGGCAUCAGCUGUGAGCUCUGACCUUACCUGGUCGGGGAGGUCGCUGGCCUCAGCCCGCUGCGACUUGCGACUCCGACCUUUGGAGGUGCCGAUCGUGGUCCUGUCUAUCUUCAACGGGAUAGGCGGAGCAUUCCGCUUGUAUGACGUGCUUGGAUUGGUUCCUAUGGGACGGAUUGCAGUGGAGCUGUAUAAACCAGCCAACAGAACAACGCGAACUGCCUGGCCCAAUGUGAUGGAGUUUCACGAUGUGUGUGAGCUGACAUAUCAAGACGUUCAAAAAUGGGCGGCACUAUUCCCGAGGGCGCUGGAGCUGCAUGCGUACGCUGGCUUCCCGUGCGUACAUCUGUCGGCAGUCAGGGCGUUUCGCCAAAACCUGGAUGGGGAAGGAUCAAACCUUUUCUGGCGCUUGUUGGAAAUACUUGGCUGGGUUACUGAAGUAUUUAGCCCCUUCUGCAAGGUCAAAUGGUGUGUGGAGAAUGUGGCAUCAAUGGAUGAGUCGGCGCGGAAAGCUAUUUCAGCCGAGCUGGAGGUUAUGCCCAUCAAGUUGGAUCCCUCGGACUGCAUGCCAUUCAACAGACCCAGGUUUGCGUGGAGCUCGGUCGAACUACACCAGAUGGAAGGGGUCUCGCUGUACACAGAAUGUGAGUACGUGCGAGCUUACCUAUCGACAGGUGUUGAGGUGAGUACACAGCAAUGGAUCAGGCCGGGCUGGAAAUGGCAUGGGGAGCAGAGCGGCACGAAAUUUGCCACCUUCAUGAAGUCAAUUAAGAGAAAGAAGCCGCCCCCUGUGCCAGUGGGCUAUGACAAGGCUACGCCAGAGAUGAUCGAGAUGUGGCAAGGUGACUCCUUCAGGUUUCCGCCCUACCAAUACCAUCCUAAGUUCUGGCUGGAGCGGCAUGGUUUCCCUCCGCGCCUUUUGGAUGCUAGCGAGCGUGAGCUCCUGAUGGGCUUUGGAGCAGGUCACACAGACACCUGUCAGAGUGCGAGCGUCAAGAAGCGGAGCCUCGCAGAUCAUGAAGAUAUUCGGAAGUCUCUCUGCGGGGACAGCUUUGCGAUUUUGCCUUUUGCGGUAAUCGCUGCUUCCCUCUGUGAGGAUCUGGUGCCACGUAUGACGCCACAACAAAUACUACUUCGGCUUGGACUGGCCCCAGGACAAUCUGCGCACCCGUCAGUGCAAGUGCCCAUUACGCGACUGCUGGCCUAUGGAGGUGAUACGUCGAAGCCGUGCUCACCACUCGAGCUGACCAAGCAACUUGGCUUAUCAGUUAAUCAUACUGGGGCGGACGUCCGGGUUGUCACGGGACAGGUUCUGGGGCAUAAGUCACCAACCCAUGCGUCAGUUAGGGCAUGGUGGUGGCAGUGGAAACAGUUGUUCACUGUCCGUUGGAAGGGUCAUAACCACAUCAAUUAUUUGGAGAUGAAAAUGAUCCUUCACAGUUUGUUGUGGCGAUGUCGGGACCCCAAAAGUGUUAAUAAAAGGUGGGUUCAUCUCGAAGACAGCAUGGUCUGCUUGCUGAUUCUAACCAAAGGUACGACGUCAAGCAGGUUGCUGCAGCCGUUGACCAGCAAAAUAGGGGCGCUCCAGUUGGCGAUGGGCGCUGUUUUGCUCCAUGCCCACGUGGGUUCGGAUGAGAACCCCACUGAUGCUGGAAGCCGCAGUUAG
Molecule: messenger RNA, 2868 nt
Organism: Cladocopium goreaui
Lineage: Eukaryota; Dinophyceae; Suessiales; Symbiodiniaceae
Source: the annotation of a GenBank genome assembly